ACAAACAUCUAUGCAUACUCGCAAAAGAAAUUAAAGUUGAAGAAGACUCGUUAGCACAAGAGUUGAGUGCUUAUAAUUGUAUAAUGUCAAAGAAGAGGAAGUUUCAAGAACAGAUUUCUCCAGCUCCAAUAAACAAGAGAAAGUCACUGUUAAUGAAGCCACGGCAUUAUGAUCCUAGUGAAGAAUGUGAAGAAGAUAGCGAAGAGAAGUCUGAGUUUUUGACUUUCAAAUUUAUGAAAAAAAAGUGUUGCACUACAGCAGGAGGAAUCAUCUUGGAAUCUACUCAUAGAAAAGAGGAAAAAUGUUAUCAAGGCACUAUGACCAAUUCUACUGUCCUGGGGAGAACAGCAAAGGAAAUUUCAAUUCAUACACUGAAUAAUACUGUGAAUGAGAAUGGAUUUCAAGUAGUACAAACACAUGAGGAUGAUAACCGUUAUAGCAUUCAGUCCCCCACACAAAAUAAACCGCCUAUAUAUCCAACUGAUGAUAAUCAACCAAAUUCUAAAGUCACUAAAAAUGGGUGGGAUAGUUCUUCCAGUUUUUUAGAAGAAAACAAAAAAGAGCACAUAUAUGAUAAAUAUAGCAACAAAAUGAAACCAACUGAAAUUCAAGAAGCUAGCACUAACGAAGUGGAGAUUGACUCUUGUGGAACAGAAAGUAACUCAGCAAUACAAUUAACAGAACAAGAAGAUAAUGGAAACCAACAUCAGAUCCCUGAAAGUGAAGAGGAUGACAAAUGUCUUUCAAUUAUUACGGAAGAGUCAGAUGAUUUGGAUAAAACAAAAGGGAACUUGAGCUUGCUUGAACAAGCCAUUGCUCUACAAGCAGAGCAAGGUCAUGUGUUUCACAGUACAUACAAAGAAUUAGAUAUGUUUCUUUUGGAACAUUUAGCCAGUGAAAGAAGACAAACAAAAGUUAUUGACAUAUCUGGACGACAAUUAUAUAACAACAAAAGUUUAACACGUACUGAAAAAAGAGAAACCAAGUGCCCUAUUCCAGGUUGUGACGGCACUGGUCAUGUGACUGGAUUAUAUCCACAUCGCAGUCUCUCUGGGUGUCCACAUAAAGUUAGAGUGCCUCUAGAAGUAAUUUUGGCCAUGCAUGAAAAUGUACUAAAAUGUCCAACACCAGGAUGCACUGGCAGGGGACAUGUUAAUAGUAACCGUAACACACAUAGGAGUCUUUCAGGUUGUCCUAUUGCAGCAGCUGAAAAACUCUCAAAAGUCCAUGACAAGCACUACCCAUCCAGUCCUGGAGCCAACCUUGAAUCAAUUCACAGGGCAACAUGUGUAAAACAUGUUGAAGUAACACAGUUCAGUUAUCGAGCAGCACAACCAGUUACUACAGCACGAGCAACUAUAAUCAAAGAUCAUGAAAGAUUUGGGAAAGCUCCAUUUGACUAUGCCAGCUUUGAUGCACAAGUGUUUGGUAAACACACAAUUGCAACAGUUGUGCGCAGCCAAGAGACUAAUGAUAUUGAAGCAAAACAAUAUACAAGUCCAGUGAAAUCUUCCAAUCAACUGCUUAGUGCCCACACACAGAGUCCCUGCCAUGCCAAUUCUUAUAGCUACGGUCAGUGUAGUGAAGACACCCACAUAGCAGCAGCUGCUGCUAUCCUCAACCUUUCCACCCGUUGCAGGGAAGCAGCAGCAGAGAUCCUGUCCAACAAACCACUGAGUCUUUCUGCCAAGGCUACGGAGAUUGAAGUUGAUGAGAAUGGGACUUUGGACCUGAGCAUGAAGAAGAAUCGAUUACAUGAUAAGACAGAUAAUAUAAACACUUCCAGCACAAUUGUAUCAAGCACGUCCACCUCUCCUUUUAAAACAAGUAGCAUCUUGGUCAAUGCUGCCUUCUAUAAAGCCCUAUGUGAAAAGGAGGGCUGGGAUGCACCUAUCAACUACAGCAAGUUCCAUAGUAAAAAUGCAGACGAUAGAGAGAUGGACCUUGGGAGUUGCUCCGAGAGCACAGAUGAGACAAAGUAUUCUGUAGAUGUAUCACUGCCAAGCCCUAAAUCCAAGCUUCAUUCAAGGGACUUGAAAAAGGAGCUAAUUACUUGCCCAACGCCUGGAUGUGAUGGAAGUGGUCAUGUAACAGGAAACUAUGCUUCACAUCGCAGUGUUUCUGGUUGUCCCUUGGCUGACAAGACCCUGAAAUCUUUGAUGGCUGCUAACUCACAGGAGCUUAAGUGCCCUACACCUGGCUGUGAUGGUUCUGGCCAUGUGACCGGAAAUUAUGCUUCUCACAGAAGUCUGUCAGGUUGCCCACGUGCCAGAAAAAGUGCUGUUAAGACACUUCCUAGCAAAGAAGAUAAUGAAGAACCAGAACUCAAGUGCCCUGUUUUAGGCUGUGAUGGCCAAGGACAUAUAUCAGGUAAAUACACAUCUCACAGAAGCGCUUCUGGUUGUCCUUUGGCUGCUAAGAGACAGAAGGAGAGUGCGCUGAAUGGCUCACCGCUAUCUUGGAAACAGAACAAGCAAGAACUACCACAUUGUCCACUUCCAGGUUGCAAUGGACUGGGUCAUGUUAAUAAUGUAUUUGUCACCCACCGAAGUUUGUCUGGGUGUCCUCUAAAUGCACAAGCCAUAAAGAAAGGGAAAACUACAGAAGAACUCAUGACAAUAAAGUUGAAAGCAAAUGGAGGUGGGGAAAAUGAAGACGAUAUUAGAAAUCUAGAUGAAGAGAUCAAAGAACUGAAUGAAUCAAAUCUGAAGAUAGAAGCUGAUAUGAUGAAGCUACAAACACAGAUCACAUCAAUGGAAACAAAUCUGAAAACAAUAGAGGAGGAGAACAAACUUAUAGAACAGAAUAAUGAAAGCCUUAUAAAGGAAUUGGCAGGCCUAAGCCAAGCCCUAAUCUCAAGUCUUGCUGAUAUCCAGCUUCCACAGAUGGAACCAAUCAGCGAACAUAAUUUUGAGACAUAUGUGAAUACUCUAACAGAAAUGUACAGCAAUAUGGGACCAGAUUACUCCCCAGAAUGCAAAGCUCUGUUGGAAAAUAUCAAGCAAGCAGUGAAAGGUAUCCACGUGUAG
Messenger RNA from Bombina bombina (fire-bellied toad), 3029 nucleotides. It is a transcript of the gene ST18, whose product is annotated as ST18 C2H2C-type zinc finger transcription factor. Gene Ontology annotation, cellular component: nucleus. Gene Ontology annotation, biological process: regulation of transcription by RNA polymerase II. Gene Ontology annotation, molecular function: DNA-binding transcription factor activity, RNA polymerase II-specific; RNA polymerase II cis-regulatory region sequence-specific DNA binding; zinc ion binding. NCBI's taxonomy places the organism in Eukaryota, Metazoa, Chordata, Amphibia, Anura, Bombinatoridae. The record is from RefSeq and is a predicted model, not a curated record.